Molecule: messenger RNA, 171 nt
Organism: Entrophospora sp. SA101
Lineage: Eukaryota; Fungi; Glomeromycota; Glomeromycetes; Entrophosporales; Entrophosporaceae
Source: the annotation of a GenBank genome assembly
AUGAUUGUGUGGGUCCCUCCUACAAUUGAAAACUUAACGUGUAGUACAAAUAGACAAGAUAAAAAACUGAAUAAAACUUUGCCUUAUGAGUAUCAUACAGCAGACUGGAAAACUUUUUUAUUUCAUCUGAGCCAUCCUUUAUUAGAUUUGCAAGAUCUUUUCAGACUGUGA